AUGUCAGCUGCGAUAACCGUCACCUACGAAUUGCAUCCUCCUCCAGACACACUUACAACGGGACUGUUAAGCACGAAGACCCACCAGUUCCCGGUUGCUGACGGUGUGCAGUCGGGAAAGGAGUAUUACGAAGCACUCAGGCGGGCAGUAGCCGAUGCUAAGAGUACUCUUGGGGACGAGCUUACAGCAUGGAGGGAUGCUGUGGGAACUCGUGAGCAGGAGAAAGAGAAGAAGUUACCCGCGAAGAUUGAAGAAGACGACGAAGAGGAAGAGGAAGAGGAACCAGAGGAUAUCGAGGCGCCGUCAAUUGGCGAUCAACGCGAUUUCGUGGAGCAUAACGCGAUCGACCAAUAUAUGGCCGAAGUAAGCCUGGCGGGUGGGUCAUGA
Sparassis crispa is the source of this 387-nucleotide messenger RNA. RefSeq lists its product as hypothetical. NCBI's taxonomy places the organism in Eukaryota, Fungi, Basidiomycota, Agaricomycetes, Polyporales, Sparassidaceae. The record is from RefSeq and is a predicted model, not a curated record. The transcript has 3 exons. The coding region runs from base 1 to 387 and encodes 128 amino acids.